CUUUUAUUUGAACGGAAACGGUGGUGUUUUGUUGACAAACCAGAAAACAUGUCUGCCCACAGCAGUGAUGCUGAUAACUCCAGUAAAGAUGCUGACAUCUCGUCUGUUAUGGGCUUCUCUGGAUUUGGAAAGAAAGCUCGAACCUUUGAUCUCGAGGCCAUGUUUGAGCAGACGAGGCGGACAGCUAUCGAGAGGAGUCAGCGUGUGUUAGAUGAGCGAGAGCAACAUGAGGAUGCUCGUACCGUCAGCCAGAAAGAGAAACCAACCACAUCUUCUGCCAGGAAACAGGAAACUGACAGCAGUGACAGUGACGGGUCAGACUCUGAUGUCAUCGGACCACCGGUGCCUCCUGGAUUCAGCGCUCAGACAGAGGAGAAUGAUGGUGAUGAUGAUGAUGAUGAUGAUGAUGUGGUCGGACCGCCGUUGCCGCCCGGAUACGGACGCGCCACUGCCAAUGAAGACGAGGAUGAUGAAGAUGAUGAUAUGGACGAUGAGGAAGAUGAUACUCCAGUGAAGAAGAUUCCAGAUACUCAUGAGAUCACUCUUCAACAUGGCAUGAAAACUGUAUCAGCAUUAGCUCUGGACCCUUCUGGCGCUCGUCUGGUUACUGGUGGUUACGACUAUGACGUGAAGUUCUGGGACUUUGCCGGGAUGGACGCUGCGCUGCAGGCCUUCCGAUCUCUGCAGCCGUGCGAAUGUCAUCAGAUCCGAUCGCUGCAGUACAGCAUCACUGGUGAUGUCAUUCUAGUGGUGGCGGGAAACUCGCAGGCGAAGGUUCUGGAUCGAGACGGCUUCCAGGUUCUAGAGUGCGUCAAAGGGGAUCAGUAUAUUGUGGACAUGGCUAAUACCAAGGGUCACACGGCGAUGCUGAAUGACGGCUGCUGGCACCCAAAAAUCAAAGAGGAGUUUCUCACCUGCUCCAAUGAUGGGACCGUUCGGACGUGGGACUUGAACUCUGAAAAAAAGCACAAGUCCGUGUUUAAGCCGCGAUCACUGCAGGGUAAGAAAGUGACGCCCACCUGCUGUACGUACAGUCGAGACGGCAAACUCAUUGCCGCGGGCUGCCAGGACGGAACCAUCCAGAUCUGGGACAGGAACUUAAGCGUCCACACCAAGUUCCACUGUCGUCAGGCCCACACGCCCGGAACGGACACUUCCUGUCUCACCUUCUCCUAUGACGGACUAACUCUGGCAUCACGGGGAGGCGAUGACACUCUGAAGACGUGGGACAUUCGGAAUUUUAGGAAACCUCUCAGUGUUGUUAAUGGUUUGAACACCUUCUUUCCAAUGACAGAUUGCUGUUUCAGUCCAGAUGAUAAACUCCUCGUCACGGGCACCUCUGUAAAGAAAGACAAAGGCAACGGGAAACUGGUGUUCUUUGAGAGAGAAUCGCUUAAAAAAGCCUACGAGAUUGAAGUCACCAAUGCGAGCGUCGUCCGCUGUCUUUGGCAUCCCAAGCUGAAUCAGAUCAUGGUUGGAACGGGGAACGGUCUGGCCAAGGUUUAUUAUGACCCAGUCAAGAGUCAGAGAGGUGCAAUGUUAUGCGUAGUAAAGAGUAAGAGGAAAGAGAAACACGCCGAGACUCUGACGCAAGACUACAUCAUCACCCCUCACGCUUUGCCGAUGUUUCGUGAGGCUCGACAGCGCAGCACCAGGAAACAGCUGGAGAAGGACCGACUCGACCCGCUCAAAUCACACAAACCUGAACCCCCCGUGUCAGGCCCAGGUAGGGGCGGGCGAGUGGCAGCCCAUGGCGGCACACUGUCCUCUUACAUUGUGAAAAACAUUGCUCUGGACAAAUCCGACGACAGCAACGCCCGAGAGGCCAUCCUGCGUCACGCCAAAGAAGCCUCAGAGAAUCCCUACUGGGUCGCACCGGCCUAUGAAAAGACGCAGCCGGAGCCUGUGUUUGCCGAGGAGGAGGAGGAGGAAGAGGAGGUCGACAAAGAUCAGCCUGAAUGGAAGAAACGCAAAAUCUAACGAGAGUUUCGGGUUCAUUUUCACUUCAAGAUUAUCAACUGGAAUUAAAAUACAGAGAAGUUGCUUCAAUAUGAAUUCUCCCAUAAGCAAUUUCUCAACUUUUGAGUCUUUAAUUGUAGUGUGUGUGUGUGUGUGUGUGUGUGUGUAUAAGUAAGUGUGACAAAAAGGAGACCGUAAAAUAUUGUCUCUUUGCUAAAAUCAUAAUUGGUCAUUUUUAUUACAGCUCAGAUUCCUGUUUGCAGAUGAUGGCUUAGAUUUGAUAUUAUCAGUUGCCUAAAUUUUUGUCCUUGUCCAUUAUAUUUUAGUCUUUUAUAAAAAAAUAAAGAAAUGCAGUGUGUGUCCACAGCUUAUUUUUCUUUCACGUGUUUGCAUGCAUUACUGAACAUACUGACAGUCACAGCAGUCGAGUAAUUUACCUUUUUUGGCAUGUGGGAAAACAAAGAUGUUUGUUCUGUUUUUUUUAGUGAUAGAUAAUAGUGUUUUUUAUAUUUUGUUUAACCUGUAGGAUGCUUUGCUGUUGUCACAUUGUUUUGAUGUUCUCUGGUGAUGAUAUCAUUUAUAUUUUUAAUAUGCUUAAUAUUUUAAUAUAAUAAUUAUUAUUUUAUUUUUUUAUUUGGGUGGAAAAUGUGCUUAAUUGUCAUAAAAAUAAUGCAUCAAUGCAAAAACAAUUUUCUUUUAGCAAAAUAUUUGUUCUUAUUGAUUUUUGGGUGAAAUAUGACCUGGACAGGUUACAUGAGAUUCCAUAAAACAACCUUACUUGCAAAUGAUUGAGUAGUCCAAUUCAUACAAAAAUAAAGACAAAGGAAAUAAAA
Messenger RNA from Myxocyprinus asiaticus (Chinese sucker), 2792 nucleotides. Its product is annotated as WD repeat-containing protein 70-like. Gene Ontology annotation, biological process: regulation of DNA double-strand break processing. Gene Ontology annotation, molecular function: protein binding. Lineage: Eukaryota; Metazoa; Chordata; Actinopteri; Cypriniformes; Catostomidae. The transcript has 18 exons. The record is from RefSeq and is a predicted model, not a curated record. The coding region runs from base 49 to 1980 and encodes 643 amino acids. Gene Ontology annotation, cellular component: nucleus; site of double-strand break.